Lasiodiplodia theobromae is the source of this 1431-nucleotide messenger RNA. RefSeq names its product Glycoside hydrolase family 16. The coding region runs from base 1 to 1431 and encodes 476 amino acids. The transcript is spliced from 3 exons. The record is from RefSeq and is a predicted model, not a curated record. Lineage: Eukaryota; Fungi; Ascomycota; Dothideomycetes; Botryosphaeriales; Botryosphaeriaceae.
AUGUUGGGCAAGAUUCUUCCUGCAGUGGCCCUCGGCGGCGGCGUCGCCCUCCUCUGGCCGGAGCUGUCGUGGCGCGUCGACACGCUCAAGCUCGUCACGGCGGACGUCGCGACCCUGCAGAGCGUCACGACCUUCAAGGAGCAGCAGAUCAAGCACCAGGACAUCCUCAAGAACUGCGAGGAUGUCAUCGUGCUCGAGGACCAGGGCGUUGCGAUCCUGAGCUGCGACCCGCAGCGCGAUGCGUGGAAUACAGUCAUGGGCACCUUCAUCGACCCCUCGCAACCGGGCGCCAUCUUCCAAUGGUUCUACAGCGACCCGACCGCCUUCCCGCAGCCGCUCGCGCUCGAAGGCUUCGGCGGGCGCGCGGGCGCCGACUUCCACCCGCUGGGCAUCGAGUACCACUCGGACUCGUCCACCCUCUACAUCGUCAAUCACGCGUCCACCGGCCCGACGAUCGAGGUCUUCGACUACGUCCCGUGGGGCGGAUUCGGGCGGGCGUCGGCGCAGCACCGCGCGACCGUGGCGCACCCGUCGGCCGUGUGGACGCCGAACAGCAUCCACGCCCUCAACGCGACCAGCUUCCUGCUGACCAACGACCACGGCUUCCGCGCGCGCGAGCGCUUCAUCCUGAAUAAGCUCGAGACGUACGCCGCGCUGCCGCUCGGCAACGUCGUGCAGAUCACGCUCCCCACCGAGCUGCCCGCUGCUCAGGAAGACGAGGACGGCAACAGGAUCCCCCUGGCCCUCGGCCCUGAAGACGUGAAUGUCAAGACCGUCGCCAGCGGCAUCCCCUUCGCCAACGGCGUCGCGCUGCUCAACAGCACGACCCUGGCCGUCGCCUCGACCAACGGCCACAGCCUGAAGCUCUUCGACCUCUCCACCAACGCCACCGAAGACGGCACCGUCUCCCUAACCCACAAAACCGACGUCCCCGCCCCGGCCCUCCUCGACAACCUCUCCGUCGACGCCCAGGGCCGCCUCCUCGCCGGCGGCCACCCCCGGCCCGGCGCGCUGACCGCCACCGUCGCCUUCCGCGCCUCGUGCCUGCAGCUGCGCGCCAAGGCGCAGGCCAUCGCUCUGGCCGCCGAGCAGGCCGCCGAGCAAGAGGUUGAGAAGAAGCUCGGCGAUGACGAGGAGCAAAAGCCGCUGAUGGACGAUAUCGCGGACGCGACGGCCAAGAAGACGGUUGAGAUCGUCAUGGCCGAGGAAGAAAAGGCGCUGCUGGAGCGCUGCGCUGUCGACUACGACAAGACGCCGCCCAGCUGGGUCGGCGAGCUGGUCUUUGACGAGCAGACCGGCGUGCCUGGCUGGAAGGAGGUGUAUGUCGGAACCGAGUUCGGCGCGAGCACCACCGCGGCGAGGGACACGAAGGAGGGCGUCGUGCUGGUUGUUGGAUUGUACGAGAAGGGUGUGCUUGUUGGUAAGGAGUAG